Lentinula edodes (shiitake mushroom) is the source of this 801-nucleotide messenger RNA. Its product is annotated as 3,4-dihydroxy-2-butanone 4-phosphate synthase-domain-containing protein. Gene Ontology annotation, molecular function: 3,4-dihydroxy-2-butanone-4-phosphate synthase activity. NCBI's taxonomy places the organism in Eukaryota, Fungi, Basidiomycota, Agaricomycetes, Agaricales, Omphalotaceae. The coding region runs from base 1 to 801 and encodes 266 amino acids. Gene Ontology annotation, biological process: aerobic respiration; riboflavin biosynthetic process. Gene Ontology annotation, cellular component: mitochondrial intermembrane space; cytosol. The transcript has 3 exons. The record is from RefSeq and is a predicted model, not a curated record.
AUGUCGUCGGACUCUACAACCUCUACUCAUAUCAACGGAAUAAAGGAACUCAAACAGUCUACACAAUCUGCACAGUCUAAAGCCUUAAUUGACUUUCAGCUUCAGCGCAAGACCGCUGGUCGCCCGCAACUCAAUCCGAAUCCUGUGAUCCGCGAACAAUUCUCGUUCGACUCGAUAGAGGAUGCUUUACAGGCCUACAAGGAAGGAGAGUUUCUCGUAGUCAUGGACGAUGAAAAUCGAGAGAAUGAAGGAGACUUGAUUAUUGCUGGAUGUCACUGUACAACGGAAAAAAUGGCUUGGAUGAUCAGACAUACGAGUGGAUUCAUCUGUGUAUCCCUUCCCGGAGAGCGUCUCGCUGAGCUGGACCUUCCUAUGAUGGUAUCUGAAGAGAAUCAAGACCCACAUAGAACGGCAUACACUAUCUCCACAGACUAUAAGCACGGAACCACUACUGGUAUCUCCGCGCAUGACCGAGCACUCACCGCAUUCGCUCUCUCCUCUUCCUCUUCCGUAUCCUCUGAUUUCACUCGGCCAGGUCAUGUUAUGCCUCUCCGCACUCGUUCAGGAGGUGUAUUGACCCGUCGAGGACAUACCGAGGCUGGAGUCGACCUUUGCAAACUCACAGGUCUCCCUGAAGCAGGCGCUCUCUGUGAGCUUGUCAAUGACCUUGAUGAAGAUAUCAAUGGAGGAAUGAUGAGACGCGAUCAGUGUCGCGAGUUUGCGGAUAAAUGGGGUGUCAAAAUGAUCAGCAUAGAAAUGCUCGCUGAAUACAGGAGGAAAUUGGAACAGGUUAAAAAGUAA